GGGCAUCGGAGCAGAAGAGGAUUAGGCCUCCCUUUUUCUAGUGUUCAAGAGGGUGGACUCCAUGGACACUGGCUUAUGUUUUUGCAGUUCCGACGGUCAUCUUAAACUGAUCGAAUAUUACCACUUGUUAUCAAUAAUAUUCCUGACAAUACAGGAGCCCACCUGCAUCCAUUGGUUUUCUUUGUGAUUCGAUCAUCGCCGGGUUCACCUCCAGGUUUUGAUUGUUCGGGGUGUGACCAUCACCGAGUUUGAAAUUGCACAGUUGGACGAUUUAAUAAUUGUCCAUCAAUACUUUGGAUCUGAGGGCAGCUGUCUGAUGUGGCAUACAUCUAGUAGUGUAGUUCAGGUUGGAAUUCGAGGAAAUUGUCCGAAGGUAAAGGAACAAGAGGUAUCACCAUCAAUAAGGAAUCUGCAAACUGUUUCCCUAAUAACUUCAUGUAAAAUUUGAAUGCGAAAAUUCGGAUGUAAGGAAGGAAUCUGGAAAAGCAACGAGUUGAUCGAUUAAUCUCUGUUUUUUUUAAUUCGUUAACAAAAGACAAGAAGGACACAAGACGUGACUGUCCUUGUUAUUUAAUGCCGGAUCUGUGUUGGAGGAAUGCCAGUCAGUCACAAGCUGCAGCGUGUCAGGACGAAGGGUAUUAGAUCUCUUGAUCCGCCUUGUGACAUUACGAACUUUGUAUUUUUUCCUUAUAACUCUCAAGGAUGUUUUUCUUAGGAUAUUUCCUUGGAAUUUAAUGUGAGCUUAUUGACUCGAAUUACUCUGUGUUGACUGGAGUUCCAACUCAAGACUUUAAGUCAAUUCUUUUGGGACAAACCUCGACGGUAUUUACUUAACUGCUCGGGUGAUAUCCAGUUGUGAUAUGACAUUGUUAAGUAGACACAACAGUGCGUUCACAACACACCCAAGAUCUAAUCUAAACAGGUAGAUUAUCAGAGCUUAUACUCAACCGUUCAUAGGCCUACCUUGUUUUUAUGAGCAUAUUCAUACUAUAAGUUUCUGUUGUUGAGAUAUAACAGUGUUAUAUUGACUGGAAUAUUGACACAGUUCAAACAGUGCUAGGAAUGAAUACUUGAGGAAAGUCCGCAAUGCUUAUCGCUCAUUCUCUUGCGUUUUCUUGACCUGAAAGGUGGGCACCAAUGCCAGCUGAGGGACUCUUCGCGGAAUAUAACGUUCGGAGCUCAAUUCGGAGAAAAUUGGAUAGGAAUCCCGUCAGAGACAACGACGUCACACCCAACGCGUCAACGUCGAAUCGAAGUCCAUUAUCGCGAGGAUGUUUAGUAAUGUACUUUGCCAUUUGGACUAAAAUAUCGGAUUUAACUAUUUUAUGUUAGGAAAACUUGACAGAUUUACUUAUCAUAAGACAGAGGGAGCCUUACUGAUGUGAAACACGUGUUGGAGGAGGAGUUCAAUAUCCUUCGAAGAUAUAAAUGGCAACGAUGAAGUUGGAAGGGCCACGAAAGCCCCAGACGCUCACCAAAAUGAAAAGUGACUCGGAACUUCUCACAAACGACAACAUACUAGAUUUCAACCUUCACAGGAAGGUUUUAUUGGCCGACCAUAACCAUAACCUGCUACCAACGGAUACGGACUCUGAGGACAGUGGCGCAGAGAGGGUGGCAUUGCCCCCGCGGUACAAACUCCCGCCUGGACAGAGGAUGAAUGGAGACACCGGACACGAGGCGAGGGAGGCCGACCUUGAUGUGGCAAUACAGUGGCUUAGACAAGAAAUUUUACAAAUGAAAAAUCAAGAUCGUCUGCUGUUGCGGCAGUUUAUGUCUCUGAGCUCAACAAUAACCGAAAUCAAGGAAUCACAUUACGUGCCAAGGAAUAUGGACUUGGGAUCCAGUUGUCACUCAUUGGAUUACUGGGCAGAUUCAUCGAUGACGUCUGGCGGCUGGUCGCCAAUGAGCGAACGAGACAUACUCAUGGACUUCCAGUCAGAUUCUGUGCCCUGUUCACCGAUGGUGGACAGAGAUAUUUUAGCGGAAUUUCGCGGACAGUCGUCUUCCCCGAAUACUUCAGUACGCUCACCCAUAUGGAUAGAGUCGGGGAACAAAGAGGAGUUUGUGUGAAUUCAGUUUGAAAUAAUAAACGCUUUAAUCAAAAUUAGUCUUUUGCGAAUUUGGGUUGGGUAGAAUUUGAACAUAUUUUUGCACACGUUCAAAUGAUAGCAGGAUGUGCUGACGCGAAUAACCGGUGUCUUCCGAUUUCACUACUCUGAUGAACUGAUAAAUGCCUUCUUCUAAACCUCUCUUGUAAUGACACUGUUAAGAUGAUAUGUAUUCCUCCUGUCGCAUUGCUCUGAUAUUUGAGGGACAGACACUGUCUGCGCAAAGUGUCAGGAACGAAAGUGGCUCAUACUUCAUUUCGCGAAAAAUGGCACGCAAACCAAGCCUAAAAUGGCUGGAAAAAGUUGUGUGACUUCGCUUUAAAUGUCCCACUCGCCAUUGAUUCUGAAUAAUAUGUAAUGUUACUUUGGAGAGGUUUGCAAAACCAUUGAUUAUGUGACAAUUUAAUUGAUAGAUAGAGGUGCUUUUGUUUUGCAAUCUUUUUGUGACCUUAUUGUCUCUAAUGACCAAGAUGACGUUUUUGCCCAAACCAAUUACAAUGUACCAACGAAUUGUUAUAGUUUCUUCCUGGUUUUAUAUAAAAAAAUUGAUGAUGGGUCAAAGUAGAAGCAAAUAUUUUGUAUGGAAUGUUUUAAUUGACAACUAUUGAUAGUAGGCAUUUAUUGUUCUGAUCAUUUUCUAUGUAAAUAAAGCGAUUUAUCGGGUA
Lineus longissimus is the source of this 2776-nucleotide messenger RNA. RefSeq lists its product as uncharacterized. Bases 1429 to 2073 code for a protein of 214 amino acids. The record is from RefSeq and is a predicted model, not a curated record. The transcript is spliced from 2 exons. NCBI's taxonomy places the organism in Eukaryota, Metazoa, Nemertea, Pilidiophora, Heteronemertea, Lineidae.